Molecule: messenger RNA, 1636 nt
Organism: Phascolarctos cinereus (koala)
Lineage: Eukaryota; Metazoa; Chordata; Mammalia; Diprotodontia; Phascolarctidae
Gene: QNG1
Product: Q-nucleotide N-glycosylase 1
Source: RefSeq, a predicted model, not a curated record
UCCUUCGCCCUGGCCGUGUCCCUCCGCCCCUCCGGUCCGUGCCCCUCCCCACCGACUUCCCCUAAAGGGGCGGGAGAGCGGGCGGUUGGAGGAGGGGCUGUGGUCGCGCGCUCUGUCCGUUAGCGUCCAGCUUCCACUAGCCAGGAGAGGGAAAGAGGGAGGGUCCUGGGAGCUCGAGACGCCUUGGGGGGGGAAGGAGGAGGAUCCGGUCCGGGCUGAAAAGUUGCACUUGAGCCGCUGCUGGAAGCUUUGUGCAGUCCACGCGGGGCUCGGGGGUUUGCUUUGGUCGUUUCUCCUUUCCGUUUUCACAGUGCCGGAGGAAAGGCGCGAUGGAAGCCCCCUUACCCCCUCGGGAGUCUGCGGAAUUCGUGGCGGUCCGUAGCCAAGAUGUAUUUGUUGAAAAAGCCGGAGUCGAUCGAGUGGCCGAGAUGCUGCUGGAGAAGGUCCCGGGCCGAGAGUUCGGCUUGGGGGGCUGGAAGUCCUUGCACGAGCUGAACCCUCAGGCGGCCGACGAAGACGCGGUCAACUGGGUGUUUGUGGUCGACACUCUCAAUUUCUCCUUUUGGUCCGAACAGGAGGAUCGCAAGUGUGCGGUGAAGUACAAGGGUAAAAUGUACAGCGGGUACUGGGCCCUUUGCGCUGCAAUCCACCGAGCCCUGGAUGAAGGAAUACCCCUCACUAGGGCUUCAUACUAUGCCACAGUUACUCUUGAUCAGCUUCAGCAUAUUUUGCGCUCUGACACAGAUGUGCCUAUGCCUUUGAUAGAAGAGAGGCAUCAGAUUCUCAAUGAAACUGGAAAAAUUUUACUUGAGAAGUUUGGAGGGUCUUUUCUUAACUGUGUUCGCAAGAGUGACAAAAGUGCACAAAAACUGCUGUCCUUGGUAGUUGAAAGUUUCCCUUCUUAUAGAGAUGUGGCUGUAUAUCAGGGUAAAAGGAUUUCAUUUUACAAACGGGCUCAGAUACUUGUGGCAGAUACUUGGUGUGUUUUAGAAGGAAAAGGAGAUGGCUGCUUCAGUGACAUUUCCAGUAUCACUAUGUUUGCUGACUACAGACUACCUCAGGUUCUUGCUUACUUGGGAGCAGUAAGAUAUUCUGAUGAACUACUGAAGAAACUUCUUAAAGGAGAAAUGUUUUCAUCUGGGGAUAAACAAGAGGUGGAAAUCAGAGGCUGUUCUGUUUGGUGUGUUGAGCUGAUUCGAGAUCGACUUCUAAAACUUGUUGAAGAAAAGGGAGUAAAAAUCUGUAUAGAAAUAAAUUCAAUUCUUCUUGAUUAUUACUUAUGGGACUAUGCCAGGGAUCACAGGGAAGAUAUGAAAGGAAUUCCAUUUCAUCGCAUACGAUGCAUAUAUUAUUGAUUAUAAUAAGUUCUAGUCAAUCAGACCCCAGAGUUUUGUAACAUAUAAUCAGCUGUGCACCUUGUCUUUUAAUAUGGUUAACCAGGAAAAACUAUAGCACAAACUAUGGGGAAGAACAAGGAUUAUUUCACUCUUUCUUAUCUACUACUGUGCAUUCCAGAUUUGAUUUUUUGUUUGAUCAUGUUUUAUUCUUUACCUCUUAGUGCUCUAAUUUCAGUAUUCCAAUUUUUCUUACUGCAAAAUUUCUUUUAAAAAGUUAAUCAUAAGGACAGCUAGGUGGU